GUGUCGCCGCCGCCGCCAUGCCCAAGUACUACGAGGAUAAGGAGGAGGACGGGCGGGCCUGCGGGGGGGUGCGGGAGGACCUGCGGCAGUGCCUGCUGGAGAGCCCCUGCGUCCUGCAGGAAAACAAAACCCCUAAACAAUGUUUGAGGGAAGGGCACUGUAGGAGUUUGCAAAUGACAUUUUUUGCGUGCAAAAGAUCAAUGUUGGAUACCAGGGCAAGAUUCAGAGGAAGGAAGGGAUACUGAAGUCCUCGUGAAGAGACCCAGCCAUGGGAAAUCAGGGUUCAUCAGCACUUUAAGCAAAACAGAGACUAAAGAAAGAAGAUUGUAUCUGCUGCAUCCUUUCAUGCAGUAUUUUCGUGGAAGGUAUCUACUCUUGAGUGUUCCGAUAGAUUGACCUGGAUGUGCAUUUAAAUGUUAAAAAGAAGGCAAGCAUAAAACUGCAAGUUCUGGCCAAAAUGGGUACUUGCUUGCAAAAUGUCAUGUGCUUGCAAUAAAAUAUGUGAAAUCCGGAACAGGCUGCAGAAGUU
Messenger RNA from Pelecanus crispus (Dalmatian pelican), 529 nucleotides. Its product is annotated as cytochrome c oxidase assembly factor 5. NCBI's taxonomy places the organism in Eukaryota, Metazoa, Chordata, Aves, Pelecaniformes, Pelecanidae. Gene Ontology annotation, biological process: mitochondrial respiratory chain complex IV assembly. The record is from RefSeq and is a predicted model, not a curated record. Gene Ontology annotation, cellular component: mitochondrion.